Colius striatus (speckled mousebird) is the source of this 828-nucleotide messenger RNA. RefSeq lists its product as uncharacterized. The coding region runs from base 1 to 828 and encodes 275 amino acids. The transcript has 2 exons. NCBI's taxonomy places the organism in Eukaryota, Metazoa, Chordata, Aves, Coliiformes, Coliidae. The record is from RefSeq and is a predicted model, not a curated record.
AUGCAAAUUGUAGGACAAAGUGCAGAAGAUUUAAACGAUACUAAAACUCAGUGCACAGCCCCUGCUCUGUGGCUUAUGCUGCUUGGACAGGGGCUCCUUGGCAGGACAGUCACUUCACACAAUGUGAACGACAGCGGCACACCAGUAGUUUCAGACUACCAACUGCUUGCCCAUCAGCACAUGACUAAUGAUCCCGACUGGCCGGAGGAGCCUUUCCCGGGGGCUGCCCGGCCGCCAGGCCUCCUCUCCGGCCGCGGCCCCAGCCCGCCCGCGGUACCGGGCCUCCCUGGCAAUGCCCCCGCCCCGGCUUACCGGCCCUCCAGCGCCGCUCUCCCCGCAGCCUCGGUCCCCAGCGGCGGGGCACCGCUCCGGCCGCGGCCCGCUUCACUUGGCAGCGCGGCCGGACCGCUCAGGCGGCCCCGGCUGCUGCUGCAUCCCCCACCGCCCCGCCCAGCUGCGGGCGGCAACGGCGGCGCCUCCCCGCCUCCGCUCAGCCGCUGCCGCCCGGCCGCGCUGCCGCCGCCGCCACCUCCAUUUCCUCCCGCCGCUGGAGGCUUCGGCCUCGGCGUCAGCCGGGCCCCCGGCACCGGGAAAGAAAGGAUGGUGAAGGCCGCAGCGGAGACCGCUCGGCUCCGAGGAGACGCAGAGCCGCGCCCGGCCGCCCGCCCGGAGGCGGGAGGGAGGAUGGAGGAGGGCGGGCAGGCUGCUCUCCCCGCCCCGCUUCGCUUCGUCUCGCCUCGCCCCGGUGGGAGCGGAGUGUCUCAGCCAGUGUACCAGGCCUUCAGUUCUCGCUUCGUCGCCCAGCCUCGCCGCAGACCCAGGCCUUAG